Anisakis simplex (herring worm) is the source of this 471-nucleotide messenger RNA. Lineage: Eukaryota; Metazoa; Nematoda; Chromadorea; Rhabditida; Anisakidae. The record is from the annotation of a GenBank genome assembly.
AUGGUGCGUCAUAAGUCCACCCAACCAUGCAGAAAGCCGCCCCACUCCGUUCAACUCACCUAUCGAUCACCUGACUCGCAGCUAUUACGGCGUGCCAACCCCUCAUUCAACAAUGCGACAAAGUACUGGAAUUUUGUAUCGACCCGUAAGUCGAUCCCCACGAACAAAUCACUACUAUUCGUCAGACUGCCCGCACCGCCGACACAACUCGCCGCCUUCUUCAACUCAAGCAGGGCAUGCUUCAGCAAAUGUUCAACCAAUGGUCAAGCAUCAUCAAUCAACUUUCCGCAAAAGACUCUCCGAUACUCAUCGAAGCCGAACACGAUUCCUUCCACAAAAUGGUUAACGGCCCCAACGGCCUUUACUCCACCCUUGACCAGAUUGCCAACCGCAUUCAAAAACUCGAAUUUUUGGAACGCGACCUCAAUACCGCCCUCCAGCAAUUACAAUCUCCUUCACCCAACCGCCUAG